This is a messenger RNA of Ctenopharyngodon idella (grass carp), 1353 nucleotides long. It is a transcript of the gene rwdd4, whose product is annotated as RWD domain containing 4. The transcript is spliced from 7 exons. The coding region runs from base 173 to 736 and encodes 187 amino acids. Lineage: Eukaryota; Metazoa; Chordata; Actinopteri; Cypriniformes; Xenocyprididae. The record is from RefSeq and is a predicted model, not a curated record. Gene Ontology annotation, molecular function: protein binding.
AGGGGGCAAUAUUGUGAUUGUGAAUGACACUCUUCUCUGUUGAGUAGACUGUGGUGACUAUAUUCUGAGUUACAGGAUUCUUAAAGCAUGUUGAUCUUCAGUAGUGUUUAAACUUUAUUUUGACCACGGUCCGCUGAUACACUAGCGCUAAAGUUUUAGAUUGGCGAAAAACAUGACUGCCAAUGAAGACCAGGAGAUGGAGUUGGAGGCUCUGCGCUCAAUCUAUGAAGGAGAUGACUGCUUUAAAGAGCUCAGCUCUGUUUCUUUCCAGUACAGGGUAGGAGAUCUUGAUGACAUUAAAUCCUUCCUGCUGGAAGUGUCUUGGCCAGAGAACUAUCCUGAAACUGCACCGCACAUAUCAUUAGAUGCUUUUUUCAACAACAGAAUAUCGCUGGAGACAAAACAGUACAUUCUCUCCAAGAUGAGUGAACAGGUGGAAGCCAACCUUGGCACUGCCAUGGUGUACACGCUUUUUGAGUGGGCCAAAGAGAACCAGGAAACACUCAUGGAAAACCACCAGCCCGUGACAUCCGCUGUGACCUUGAUAUCCAACAGCGAUGUCAUGAAUAAUUCCACCUCAGUCAGUAAGAAGAAGAAGGAGAAGAAAGAGCAACUAACCAAAGCACAGAAGAGGAAACUAAUUGGAAGAACAGAUAAUAAGGGUGAACUACCAAGAGGUUGGAACUGGGUAGACGUUGUUAAGCUGAGCAAAACUGGAGGAAAAGAAGAAGAUUAGAGAGAUACCUUCAGAGGGAAUGAUGGAUUGAAGUAGUGCCGGGUGAAUGUAUGGAUGAAGUGUGUUUCUGUGCACUUUUUUUUUUUUUUUGCAAUGAAAGCCUGACCUGAAUUCUCUCCGGCCAUGAUUUCAAUUCACCUGAAGCUGCCACAGAGCCGAUUUGACACCGAGUGGAAGGAUCUCUGCCGUCAUAAAGACACGUGCCCUCACAGCUGUCCUAAAUUAGCUGAGCCACAAAUGAACAUCAUGAGGCGUAAGAAAAAUAACACUGGUUGAAAUGCCUGUAUUUUGGAAAUGGUAGAACAGUUGAGCGUCACUUAAUAAAGAUAACAUCAGUGUGAUGUGCAAUUUUUUAAUCUAGUGUAUUUUCCUAUAAAUGCUUCAUGGGUAGUUUAAAGGUGCUAUUCAAUAUGGCAGGGGUUACUAAAAUAAAACCAGUAUUAUUUAGCUGGUCAUGUGAUCUCAACAUGGCAGCCCUCUAUAGGCCUUCUGCCAUGUCAAAUAAAUAACCUUUGGCUACAAGCAAAAAAUCAAUGUUUUUAUGUUAUAUGUGGAAGAUAUUUUAUAGAGGUAUAUAUGUGUGUUUUUUAAAAGAAAUAAAAAUGUUUUAAAGCACA